UUUAAUACCUUGACAGUGAGUACGUUGAUUAAAACUGACAAAACUCAUUUUUAAAUGGUUUACCAAUUUUAAAACAAGAGGUAAAUAAAAAUUUUCACGAUGGACAAACGUGGAAAGCGACAGCACUCAUCAUCGGAUUCUGAUAGCGCAGAAGAACAGCGGAAAAAGGAUAUAAAGGAACGAGAUGAGUUUGCAAAGAGAUUAAAGAAACGUGAUGAAGAAAAGGUAAAAAAAGUAACAGAGUCCACGAGUAAACGUUCUUAUGAAGAAGCGGCCAAACGCUUGAAAUUAGAAGCGGAAGACAGGAACAAAAUACUACCAAAACUCAGAGUUCAAUCUCGCCGGAAAUAUUUAGAGAAAAGAAAAGAAGAUAAAGUUUUAGAGUUGGAAGCAGAUAUAGCUGAUGAUGAAUAUCUGUUUGAUGAAAGUGUGUUAACAGAGAAGGAGAAGAAAGAAAGAGAACAUAAGAAAACCAUAUUACAAUUAGCCAAGGAGCAUGAAAAAGCAAGAGAGUUGGAAAAUGUACAAAGAUAUCAUAUGCCUCGGGAUUUGGGUAAAGGUGAAAAAGGUGAAUAUAUUGAAGUUGAUGAAAAUGAAAAACUACCACAUUCAGAACAACGCAAGUGGGAACAAGAACAAAUAAAAUCAGCAUUCUUUAAAUUUGGGGCAAAAGAUGCAAAAGCACAAGAUGAAUAUGAACUCUUGCUUGAUGAACAAAUUGAUUUUAUUCAAGCACUCCAAUUGGAAGGUAACAAGGAGAAGAAGGAAGAUGAAGAGAAAUCUGAAUAUCAAAAGAUACGCAUGACAAUUGAAGAAACUAAGAAAUCUCUUCCGGUUUUUCCUUUCAGAGACUCUUUGAUUGAAGCUAUUAGAAAUUAUCAAAUACUAAUUGUAGAAGGUGAGACAGGAUCAGGUAAAACAACUCAGAUUCCCCAAUACUUACAUGAAGCAGGAUUUACAAAAGAUGGGAAAAAAAUUGGAUGUACACAACCAAGAAGAGUUGCUGCAAUGUCAGUAGCAGCAAGAGUUGCUCAAGAGAUGAAUGUCAAGCUUGGAAAUGAAGUUGGAUACAGCAUUCGGUUUGAAGAUUGUACAUCAGAUAGAACUGUUAUUAAAUAUAUGACAGAUGGAACACUACAUAGAGAGUUUCUAUCAGAGCCAGACUUAGCAUCUUACAGUGUUAUGAUAAUCGAUGAAGCUCAUGAACGCACUUUGCAUACUGACAUUUUAUUUGGUUUGGUAAAAGACAUCACUAGAUUUAGACCUGAUUUAAAAUUACUCAUAUCUAGUGCCACAUUAGAUGCUGAAAAAUUUUCAAACUUUUUUGAUGAGGCACCAAUUUUUCGUAUCCCUGGUAGAAGGUUUCCAGUUGAUAUUUAUUACACUAAAGCUCCAGAAGCUGAUUAUGUAGAUGCCAGUGUAGUGUCUAUUCUGCAAAUACAUGCCACUCAGCCAUUAGGAGAUAUACUUGUCUUUCUUACGGGUCAAGAAGAAAUUGAGACAUGUGUAGAAAUGUUACAGGACAGAACCAAAAGAUUAGGAAAGAAGAUUAAGGAACUGUUAAUAUUACCAGUAUAUGCAAACCUACCAAGUGACAUGCAAGCAAAAAUAUUUGAACCAACCCCAGAGGGAGCCCGAAAAGUUGUGUUAGCAACAAAUAUAGCUGAAACUUCACUUACAAUUGACAACAUCAUAUAUGUAAUUGAUCCAGGAUUUGCAAAACAAAACAACUUUAAUUCCAAAACUGGAAUGGAGAGUUUAAUGGUAGUUCCAAUAUCUAAAGCAUCAGCUAAUCAAAGAGCUGGCAGAGCCGGAAGAGUGGCGCCAGGUAAAUGCUUCAGACUUUAUACUGCAUGGGCAUAUAAGUAUGAACUUGAAGAUAAUACCGUCCCAGAAAUCCAGAGGAUUAAUUUAGGGAAUGCUGUUCUCACUUUGAAAGCAUUAGGAAUCAAUGACCUUAUUCAUUUUGAUUUCUUGGAUCCUCCUCCCCAUGAGACAUUAGUUCUAGCUUUGGAACAACUGUAUGCACUUGGAGCACUUAAUCACCAUGGAGAAUUAACUAAGGCUGGCCGAAGAAUGGCUGAGUUUCCCACUGAUCCUAUGUUGGCUAAAAUGCUAUUAGCCAGUGAAAAAUAUAAAUGCUCAGAAGAGAUUGUUAGCAUUGCUGCUAUGUUAUCAGUUAACAGCUCAGUUUUUUAUCGACCUAAGGAUAAAAUUAUUCAUGCAGAUACAGCUAGAAAAAACUUUUUUCAUAGAAAUGGGGAUCAUUUGACUUUAAUGAAUGUGUAUAAUCAAUGGGUGGGCUCUGAUUAUUCAGUGCAAUGGUGUUAUGAAAACUUCAUACAAUACAGAUCUAUGAAAAGAGCUCGAGAUGUUCGAGAACAACUUGUAGGAUUGAUGGAAAGAGUUGAAAUUGAUAUGGUUUCAAGUAUAUCAGAUGACACUAACAUCAGAAAGGCAAUUACGGCUGGAUAUUUUUAUCAUAUUGCAAAAUUUUCGAAAGGUGGACAUUACAAAACUGUUAAACAUAAUCAAACUGUGAUGAUUCAUCCAAACAGUGCUUUAUUUGAAGAAUUACCAAGAUGGGUUAUUUAUCAUGAACUAGUUUUUACAUCAAAAGAAUUUAUGAGACAAGUUACUGAAAUAGAAAGUAAAUGGCUACUGGAAGUAGCACCACAUUAUUAUAAAUCAAAUGAGUUGGAGGAUUCAACAAAUAAAAAAAUGCCAAAAACUUUAGGAAAAUCUGCAAGUAAAUAA
Molecule: messenger RNA, 2757 nt
Organism: Papilio machaon (common yellow swallowtail)
Lineage: Eukaryota; Metazoa; Arthropoda; Insecta; Lepidoptera; Papilionidae
Gene: l(2)37Cb
Product: pre-mRNA-splicing factor ATP-dependent RNA helicase DHX16
Exons: 5
Coding region: 100-2757 (885 amino acids)
Cellular component (GO): catalytic step 2 spliceosome; intracellular anatomical structure
Molecular function (GO): RNA binding; ATP binding
Source: RefSeq, a predicted model, not a curated record